AUGGACUGCAUUUUGGACUUGGUCACAGAUGUGGAAAACCAACGUACGGAAGAAAGCAUCACUGUCGCUGUAUUCCUUGAUGUCCAACGAGCAUACGACACAGUGAGUCACGUUCACGUUCUGGAAGGCCUGGCUCUGCAGGGAUUCAAGGGCAAAAUACUGCGAUGGAUCGCUGACUUCCUGAGGCACCGCCUCCACCGAAAGGAGACUCCACUUGUUAUUGGCAAGGAGCUUGAGGCCUUGGCAACCGGUCCCCAUCGCAGUGGCAGCCGUGGACCCACGAUUGUUCUAGAGCCGCCCACUGUGGUUGAGUUCUCGAGCGAGACAGGCGCCGUGCUUCCUUGCUCAGCGCAAGGUCAGCCGCAACCGAGCAUUCGAUGGGAGAAAGAGGACGGAAGCCCUGCAUCAACGGUUCCGGGGCUGCGGGAGACGCGCUCCGACGGCUCACUUGUGCUUCCGGCCUUUGGUCCUAACCAAUUCCGGCCGGAACUGCACUCGGCGACUUAUCGCUGCGUAGCCUCCAACACCAUGGGACUCGUGAAGAGUCGCCUCGCUCACGUCCGUGGAGUGGUCCUGGAAAAGUUCGUCGCAAGCGUCUACGACGUCUACGUGGUGAGGGGGAACUCUGCACUACUGCGCUGUCACGUGCCUCCCACUGUAAAGGAUUACGUCAAAGUGACGUCAUGGGCACUUGAUGAUGGCGUCACUAUCGGCACACUCGAAGGAACCGGCUUUGACUCCCGCUACUUGAUGCUUCCCUCGGGUGAGCUCAUUGUGCGCGACGUGGACAGCGCCGACAGCCAGCGCUCCUAUCGGUGUCAAGUACAGAAUGUACUGACCGGUCAAAGUCACCUCAGCACAACUGCUGGAAGGACAAUCAUCACUGAACCCCACAGCCAACUUCCACCCCGGAUGAUCGAGUACGGAAGCGUGGUUCAAGUGGAACAGGGUGAGCGAGCGGUGCUGCCUUGCCUGUCGGAGGGACACCCAAGUCCAAAGCACUACUGGUACCGCCUCACUGGCCACGGAACGUCGAUGGAGUCAAGCUCAACUAAUGGCGGAGAAGGAUCUUUAGCUCUGAAGGCUUCUGACCGAGUCUUCCUUCUCCCCGAGGGUCCGCUGAUAUUGCACAAGGCACUUAUCCAGGACAACGGCAGGUACUUGUGCGUAGCUAACAACUCUGCUGGCGAGGACAAAGCACACGUGGAGCUUCUGCGGGUCACCCCGUCCACGGCGUGCUGUGGACGCACAACGGCCUCGCCAUCUCAGUCAGGCCACUCGGCGAAUCCGCACGCUUCCGUCAUCAGCAGAACCGGAAGCAGAAAGCCUACUUCCGGCGGCCCUUCAGGCCGAUUUUCGCUUUUGUCUCGUGAUCUCCUCCACGUGUCCUCGGUGGAACGACAGGACGGCGGAAUGUAUCAGUGCACCGUCUACAAUCACGAGGACUCUGCACAAGGGUCUUCACAGCUCGUCAUUGGAGAGGACGCUCCCGUCUUGGAGCACGUAUUCUCGGAGCGCCAGGUCCGUCCUGGAGGUAGUGUCUCUCUCAGGUGCUCGGCCUCGGGGAAUCCCCUGCCUCAGGUCACGUGGUCCUUGGACGGUACACCCGUGCCAGAGCAUUACCACGUCCGUGUCGGUGACUAUGUGAGCGGUGAAAGGCUGGUGCACAGUUACGUGAACCUGACCGGCGUGCGAGUGGAAGACGGCGGCCUCUACACUUGCGUGGCUCGCAACGGCGUAGGCCGGGUCUCUCACUCGGCCCGGCUUAACGUGCUUGGAAGGCCUUUGGUCCGACCCAUGGCCAACGUUACGGCCUUGGCAGGACGCAACAUGCGGCUGCACUGCGCCGUGGCAGGCCACCCCAUACAGAACAUUGUUUGGCAGAAAGAUGGGCGCUCGCUACCGCAGAACCAUCGCCAGCACAGCUUCCCCAAUGGCAGCCUGGUUAUUUCUGAGGUGCAAAGAAGCGUGGACAGCGGUUGGUACGCAUGCGUCGCCAGGGAUCCUCAAGGAAAUACGGCUAGAGGGCAGCUAGCUGUGCACGUCAUGACUCCUCCCCUCGUGAGUCCCUUCAGCUUUCCGGACGACCUGACAGAGGGCAAAAGAGCGGGCGCCGCGUGCAUCAUCUCCGAAGGCGACCUGCCCAUCACCAUUCAGUGGCUGAAAGACGGACUGCCGCUGGAUCCGGAGUUGGAGGCAUCGGUUGCCAAGGCCAAUGACUACACCUCGUUUCUCUCGUUCACUGGUGUGCGCCAGUUGCACUCUGGGAACUACACCUGCGUCGCGUCAAACCCAGCAACGUCGUCCAACUACAGCGCAGAGAUGAUUGUCCGUGUCCCUCCUACGUGGAGACAGGAGCCAGUCGACAAAGCUGCCGUCAUGGGCCAAGCGGUGAGCUUUGACUGCCAGGCGGAUGGUUUUCCUGUACCCGUUAUCCGAUGGAAAAAGGAACAUAGAACAGAGAGUGCCCGAGAGUUUUCGGUGAUUAUCAGCAACGCCAACGUCCAGAUUUUGGAGAAUGGUUCACUCAGCAUCCGUGAAGCUGAUCGCUUAGACGCUGGCCACUACAUGUGCCAGGCAUUGAACGGAGUCGGACCUGGCAUAUCUACUGUUGUCAAGCUCGACGUACACGUGGCGGCGCACUUCGAGCGCAAGUUUCAUGCUCUCACGGUCCGUCGUGGCGACAACGUUGCUUUGACCUGUCGCGCUGUCGGUGAGCCGCCAAUUACGGUCACGUGGUUGCGAGACCGGCACGCAUUCAGCCCUGCGUUGGAGCCCAGGUACGUGGUUGAAGAGAAACCCGGUGCCGAGGCCCUCGAGUACGUGGUGCGCAUACCGAGCGUCGACCGCAGGGACUCUUCGCUGUUCAGCUGCUUCGCCGAGAACGCCUACGGCAGGGACGACACAAACUUCCAGGUCGUCGUCCAGGAACCCCCGGAAAAACCUCGAGGCCUCGAGGUGUCCCAGUCUACGAGUCGUUCUGUGACAAUCUCCUGGACAGCGCCCUACUCUGGUAACAGCCCUGUCGCAAAGUACCGCCUGGAAUACAAGCACAGAGACGGCACAUGGAAGCGCGACUCGCGCGUGUCGAUGAUCGAUGCGACAGAGACUUCGUACGUGGUUACUUCGCUGCGACCGAAUACCGCCUAUGAGUUUCGGCUGAGGGCAGAAAACGCCAUCGGGCUCAGCGAAUUCAGCGACUCGCUGAUGGUUACUACCGAUGAAGAAGCUCCCAGUGGUGCUCCACGCGAAAUCAAAGUGACACCAACGGGAUCCAGGAGCCUCCACAUCGCCUGGAAGCCACCUCUGGACGAGGACUCCAAUGGCCUAGUCCAGGGUUACUACGUGGGGUACCGUGUACGCGAUGCUAAGGAAUCAUUCGCCUACAAGACCCUUGAAAGCGCACCUGCUUCAACCUUGCAACAGUGUGAGCUGACCGACUUGCGACGAAACACACGCUACAGCGUCGUAGUCCAGGCAUUUAACGCCAAAGGCGCUGGACCCGUUUCCGAGGAAGUUCACUCCCAGACUCUGGAAAUAGAUCCUCCCACGGCCCCGCGGCUGAAACUGAUUUCGUCGACAUCAUCAUCUGUGCACCUGAGCUGGACGAUCGAGAGGGAACAACCGGUGAAUGGUUUCGUGCUCUUUCACAAGGCAGAGCCACCUACGCCUGCAGACGCCCAAUCAUCGGAGGACGCAGGCGAGUGGUCCGAGGUGCAGACGGGGUCUGAGAGAUCGGCGUACGCUUAUCGCGGCCUGCGAUGCGGUCGCAAGUACUCCUUCUACGUGGUGGCCUUUAAUGCCGCGGGGCGAGGACCCCGUAGCAACGUUGUACAUGCGAAGACGGAUGGAUCUGCCUAUUAG
Rhipicephalus sanguineus (brown dog tick) is the source of this 3864-nucleotide messenger RNA. Its product is annotated as Down syndrome cell adhesion molecule-like protein Dscam2. Gene Ontology annotation, biological process: cell adhesion; axon guidance. The record is from RefSeq and is a predicted model, not a curated record. Lineage: Eukaryota; Metazoa; Arthropoda; Arachnida; Ixodida; Ixodidae. Gene Ontology annotation, molecular function: protein binding. Gene Ontology annotation, cellular component: plasma membrane.